AUGGGUUCAGUAAAUAGUCAUCUCAUGAAUUCAGAUCAUUCUGAAUCGUUACCACAACAACAAAGUACAAUUAUAAGUGAUAAUCCAAAAGUAAAUGAUUCAAAUACAAAAUUAAAUGAAUCCAUGAUUUAUACAAGUUUUUGGCAUCGAUUAUUUAGAAGAUCAAAAAGUUUAGACAGUGAAUCAUCACAUGUCAACUCACCUAUUAUAAAUGAACAACAGAAUAAAUUAAAUAUACAAUCAGAUCAUUUACAAAAUCAUAUUACAUAUCAACAUACUACUAAUAAACUACUUACAAAUGAUGAAACAAGCCUACCUAGACCAGUUUCCAUAGAAUAUAAUAAUGAUAAUACUACUACUACUACUGAUAAUAAUAAUAGUAGUAUGAAAAAUUACAAAAAAGUAUUUGAACGUAAACAUUUUACUGAAUAUGGACAUCAUCAAUUUCAAAUUACUUCGUUAUCUAGUAGAAAACAACGUUUAUUACGAAAUCAUCCAUCUUAUCAGCAUAAUACAACACCAAUGAAUAAUAUGCAUCAAUCUAUCAAUGAAAUACAAUACACUACUACUAAUACUACUGAUUCAGUGAAUAUAAGUAGUCAAAAAAAUUCCGAUAAAAUAAAUUUCAAUCCAUGUAAUUUAUUAAAAAGUGAAUCAAAAAGUCAAAAUUAUUUAGAUUUAGAUCAAUCUCCAAAAAUGCGUUAUGUACGUAAAUUGAAUACAUUUGCUAGUGUACCAGAUUUAACUAAAAAACCAAUACGUAGUGCACUAAAAGGAAGUCGUAAUAGCAGUGUACAUCGAUCAAUACAUGAACAUGAACAUGAAGAUGAACAUGUUACUAUGUCACCAAAUCCUUUAAAUUCUGAUUCAUUUUCAUUAACACCACCAACACCAAAUGAAAUGAGAUAUUUAUUCAAUGAUCAAUUAAAUGAUUUAUCCAAUACAAUCAUGAAUAUGAAACCAAUGAUUAAAACAAAUUCGAAAACAUUCAAUGAUUCAAAUGAGUUACCAAGUCAAUUAGAUUUAUCUAAUAAAAAUAAUCUUCACAUUGAAUAUAGUGAAUAUUCACCUGAAUUAAAACAAUUCAAUAAGAAUUAUUAUGAAUCAUUUCAAGAAGAUAAAGAAGAAGAAGAAGAAGAUCAUGAAGAUGACAUGAAGAAUUCAAAGAAAAUGAAUAUGACAUAUGAUAAUGAAACGAAUGAUGAUGAUGAUGAUGAUGAUGAUAUAAUUGAGAAUAACAAUAUGAUAGAAGAUGAUAAUGAAGAGAAUGUUGAUUCAAAUGCAUUAACUCCACGAUUUCAUUCAAAACUCUUGAGACGCGAUAGUAUGGAAUGUUACCUUGAGACAAACAAAAAACAUGAUGUAUGUCAUGAAAGGGAUCAUCCUCUUUCCGAUCUUAUUGAAGAUGUGAUAAACGGAAAACAUUCUUUUGGUGAUUCAACGAAUAAAACGACUGAUUUGGUAGAGGAGGAAGAAGAAGAAAAUACGAAUGAUGAUGAUGAUGAUGACGAUGACUGUGAAACCGAUGAAAAUAGUGGCGAUUCCUUGUCCAAUUCAAUAAAAGAUGAGUACUCACCCAAACCUUUGAUAACUGAAGUACUUUCACCGUCCUUAUGUGCCAGUGGUUAUGGUCCAGUUGGGCACUUGUUAACAAGAUGGUUACCUCAAAGACAUUUCUGUGAAUUAUUAAUUGGAAGCAAUGAAAGUCCAGAUACUUCAGAAGAGGCUAAAUGGUUAAGAAGAAAGGAGUUAUUAAAAGAACUUGCUAGAACUUCAUCUAUCUAUACAGAAGGUAUGACACAAGAAAUGUUUAUGUUAAGAUUUUCCGAAUUCGUUGAAGUACAAGAAUUGGAACCAUGUGAUCGAAGUGCUGAUAAACCAUGGAUAAGAUUAACAUCAAAAGAUAAAGCACAGAUUCGUAGGGAGUUAAAUGAUUACAAAAUGGCUGAAAUGGAUGUACAUCAAGACAGUCGACAAUUCACCAGAUUUCAUCCACCGUAA
Molecule: messenger RNA, 2001 nt
Organism: Schistosoma guineensis
Lineage: Eukaryota; Metazoa; Platyhelminthes; Trematoda; Strigeidida; Schistosomatidae
Source: the annotation of a GenBank genome assembly